Messenger RNA from Phragmites australis (common reed), 1605 nucleotides. RefSeq names its product scarecrow-like protein 3. NCBI's taxonomy places the organism in Eukaryota, Viridiplantae, Streptophyta, Magnoliopsida, Poales, Poaceae. The transcript has 5 exons. Gene Ontology annotation, cellular component: nucleus. Gene Ontology annotation, biological process: regulation of DNA-templated transcription. Bases 1 to 1605 code for a protein of 534 amino acids. Gene Ontology annotation, molecular function: sequence-specific DNA binding; DNA-binding transcription factor activity. The record is from RefSeq and is a predicted model, not a curated record.
AUGCUGACCAUUGGGAGGAUCCACGGCCCUGUGCUGCAGGAGGAGGAGGAGGAGGAGGAGGCCCUGGCCGUGCAGCUGCGCCCGGCCCUGUGCGAGUGCGCGGCUCACGUCGUGGCGGGGCGCUUCGACGACGCCAACCGGUGCUUCGCGCGCGUCGUGGGCCUCGCCUCCGUCGCCGACGGCCCGCUGCAGCGGCUCGCCGUGGUCAUGGCCGACGGCCUGGUGCGCCGCCUCACCGCGGGCAUCAACAGGGCUCUGAUUGACCCCUCCUCGUACUUCGACCAGAGGUCCAUCAGGGCGGCCCGCUGUAACCUCUUUGAACUGGUCCCCUUCCUGAAGGUCGCUUACGUCACCAUCAACCGGGCCAUCCUCGACGGAAUGGAGCACGAAAAGUAUGUGCACGUAAUCGACUUGUCAGGUCCGGCGGCCCACCCCUGGCAGUGGCUCAAACUCAUGCGCAGCCUCCACGGCCGUCCGGAGGGAGCCCCGCAUCUCCGCAUCACCCUCGUCCACGACGACGGGACUUUCUUGGCCAACAUGGAGGCGUUGCUCCGCAAGAAAGCCGAUGCCCAAGGCAUGGCGUUCUCGUUCCAUGGUUUCUUAGGCCGGCUCGAGACCUUGGACUUCAGCAAUCUCCACGACGCCCUCGGGAUAAGAUCAGGAUACGCGCGUGCCUUCAGCUGCGCGCUGCAGAUGCACCGCCUCCUGCCGGUCAGUGACACGGUGAGCAAUACCGGUACGGUGCAGCUCCAGCAGGUGGCGAACAUGGCGCAGGUCCAGCAGCUGGCGGCCUCCCCGACGACGCCGCUGUCCCCCUUCGCACAGACGCCGCCGUCCCCGCAGCGGAUCAUCCCGCGGCUGCUGACGAGCUUCCUGCCCGCGGUGCGCGCGCUGUCGCCGAAGAUAGUGGCCGUCAUGGAGCAGGACGCCGGCCACAAUGGGCUGGACUUCAUGGCGCGGUUCGAGGAGGCACUCCACUACUACGCCGCGCUGUUCGACGCCCUGGACGAGGCGGGCGCGGCGUACCAGAUGCCCGAGGAGCGGCGGCAGGUGGAGCAGGUCCUGCUGGGGGAGGAGAUCAAGGACAUGCUGAUGCGGGAAGGGGCGGAGAGGCACGAGCGGCACGAGCGGCUGCACCAGUGGGCGGUGCGCAUGGAGAACGCCGGGUUCGGCGGCGUGCAGCUCAGCUACAUCGCCAAGAUGGAGGCGGACGAGGUGCUGAGGGAGUGCAGGCUGAGGGGAUACGAGAACAGAGAGCAAGGGGGAUGCCUCCUCCUGUGCCGGAGCGGGAGGUCGCUCUACUUUGUGUCCGCGUGGCGGCCAUGGCCAUCCCAAGGCUCGGCUUCUGCUUCUUCUGCUGGGACCGGAAGCCGCUCUACUCCAUCUCCGCCUGGAGACCGGCGUCGUGCCAGCUCAGCUCAUUUGGCCGCCGUUCUGUCAGUUCGAUGCCACGAGUCUGGUAAGGUAGACCCUUUAUCUGUCACUUCGAUUUUCAGAGCUGAAAUUGAUCAAAAAAGAAGUAGCAAAUUUGAUGGCCAAGAUUCUGUUUUGUGCGCUUCAUUUAGGCACAUACCAACAGGGAACAUGCUUUUUGAUUCUGUUUAG